AUGAGAAUUUCAAAGACAGAGAGCAAUUUAAUAAAAAAGAUGAUCGAAGAGGGAAAUACAACUCGUAAAAUUGCUUCUAAAUUAAAAGUUAGUCAAAGUACUGUGCAACGAAUUAGAAAAAAAUGUGGACAUAUUCUGAAAAAAAAUGUUGGCGGUCGACCAAAGAAGUUGAGUGCGGUAGACAGUAGAAGAGUAAUCAGAUAUUUGACUACUGGAGAAGCAAAAUCGACAUCUCAUGCAGCUAAACUUUUGCAACGUGAUACAGGAAAAAAUGUGAGCAGGUGGACAGUGCAGCGAGAUCUCAUAAAAAAUGAAACUAAAAUGAAUGGGUAUAGCACAGAUGGCCGCCAAUGGAGCUGGAAAAGAGAAGGUGAACCAUUAACCCAAAAAGAUUUUAUUCAGACAGUAAAACAUGGGGGAGGCAAUAUUAAACUAUGGGAGUGUAUGACGGCUUAUGGAUUGGGACCUAUUCGAAGAAUAGUUGGAAACAUGAAUAAGGAAAUGUAUCUUGAUAUUUUACAGCAUGAAUUAUUGGAAACUGUUGAAAAUAUGCCUUACCCAAUAAAUGAGGUCAUCUUUCAACAGGACAAUGACCCAAAGCACACUGCUAAAAUGGUUAAGAAUUGGUUAGCUUCGUAG
Messenger RNA from Hydra vulgaris (swiftwater hydra), 639 nucleotides. NCBI's taxonomy places the organism in Eukaryota, Metazoa, Cnidaria, Hydrozoa, Anthoathecata, Hydridae. The record is from RefSeq and is a predicted model, not a curated record.